Molecule: messenger RNA, 873 nt
Organism: Fusarium falciforme
Lineage: Eukaryota; Fungi; Ascomycota; Sordariomycetes; Hypocreales; Nectriaceae
Exons: 3
Coding region: 1-873 (290 amino acids)
Molecular function (GO): RNA binding
Source: RefSeq, a predicted model, not a curated record
AUGGAACGAGCCUCCCAGAGCCAGCCAGAUGCCAUCGCCGAGGGCAGGCGCAUCUACAUAGGUAACCUCCCUUACGAGGCCAAGCCCUACGACGUCGAGGAAGUCCUCUCCAGCAAUGGCUUCGGCAAUCUGGACAAGAUUCACAUCUCCAUCGACCCUGUUAGUGCCCGAAACCCGGGUUACUGCUUUGUCGACUUUCCCGACCGCGAGACUGCUCAGAGUGCUCUUGAGUCGUUGAGUGCAACUAUCCGUGGACGGUCCAUCAAGGUUGGUCCUUGUGAACCCAAGAAACCUCGACGUAACUUUGGGGAUGAGCCUGCUACGUCUCGUCGAUGGGGCGACUGGCGCACCAAGCCAGAUGAAGGCGGGGUUCCUAUCGGGCAAUUGAACAACAAGGGAGAGGAGAAGGGUCCUUACUGGGCGAUGGAUCACUUUGAUGAUGCCAUUCGCAGUGAAGAGGUUCGGAGGCUCUAUGUCGGUGGCCUGGGCAAGAUGAUUGACCAAGCUCAACAUCAACGUGAAAUCACCGAGAUUUUCACUGGCUUCAACCCAACUGCAAUCGGCAAGCGGAUCACACCGCAUGAGAGCACCAGGGCACAGCCCGGCAGACAUCAUUACUGCUUUGUGGACUUUGAAACUAAGGAGGAAGCUCUCGCCGCAGCCGACGCUCUGAACGGCACCACCACAGGAGGCCCGCUCAAGGUGUCUCUGGCGGAAAAGACCCCUGCUAAGCUGGUGGCUCGGCAUCCAGAUAGGAGGAAUGGUCGUCGAGUGUAUGACAGGGCUUACGCGCGUCCAGGAAACACUGGAUCUGAAGAUGCGACGGAAGCGAGUAAUGCGAUGGCAUCCAAUAACUGGCGCAGAAGAGAUUAG